AUGGUGGACUCCUGCCACCGGCGGACCCUGCACGGAGGAGUGCAGCUCACCCUCGGGUUGCUUCGUCAACGAGUCUGGAUCCCACGUGGUCGAGCAGUCGUCAAGCGGGCGAUCCACCGAUGCGUCACCUGCACGCGGUGGAGAGCCGCCGCACCGCAACCACUCAUGGGCAAUCUGCCCCGGGAACGAGUGACUCCUGCACGCCCGUUCCUGCGCACCGGAGUCGACUACGCCGGCCCUAUCCUCAUUCGGGCCAGUAAGGGACGAGGCCACAAGGCAUCCAAGGGCUUCAUCGCAGUUUUCGUCUGCCUCAGCACCAAGGCGGUCCAUCUGGAGGCAGUCACGGACUACACGGCCGAGGCGUUCCUGGCUGCCUUCCGCCGCUUCGUUUCCCGGCGAGGCCUCUGCAGCGACGUCUUCUCCGACUGCGGCACGAACUUCGUCGGAGCUGACCGUGAGCUGCGGGAGCUGUUCCGCGCUUCCUCUUCCGACGGCCGUCGGAUAAUUCACGCAACAGUUUCCGACGGCGUGAGAUGGAGGUUCAACCCCCCCGCAGCACCACACUUCGGCGGACUAUGGGAGGCCGCCGUCAAAUCCACCAAACACCACCUCCGAAGGGUCAUCGGCGAAGCCACCCUCACUUACGAGGAAAUGGCGACUCUCCUCACUCAGAUGGAGGCGUGCCUAAAUUCGCGUCCGUUGCAGCCGCUGACGGACGAUCCCGACGAUCUGGCGGCGCUAACACCAGGGCACUUCAUCAUCGGCGCCCCCCUCGUGGCCGUUCCGGAGCCGUCACUCACGUCCGAGAAGGACACCGCUCUAUCUCGGUGA
Camponotus floridanus (Florida carpenter ant) is the source of this 831-nucleotide messenger RNA. RefSeq lists its product as uncharacterized. The record is from RefSeq and is a predicted model, not a curated record. Gene Ontology annotation, biological process: DNA integration. Gene Ontology annotation, molecular function: nucleic acid binding. The transcript has a single exon. Lineage: Eukaryota; Metazoa; Arthropoda; Insecta; Hymenoptera; Formicidae. The coding region runs from base 1 to 831 and encodes 276 amino acids.